Molecule: messenger RNA, 2297 nt
Organism: Anolis sagrei ordinatus
Lineage: Eukaryota; Metazoa; Chordata; Lepidosauria; Squamata; Anolidae
Gene: VPS37D
Product: VPS37D subunit of ESCRT-I
Biological process (GO): ubiquitin-dependent protein catabolic process via the multivesicular body sorting pathway; protein targeting to vacuole; protein targeting to membrane
Cellular component (GO): ESCRT I complex
Source: RefSeq, a predicted model, not a curated record
GGGCGGCGGAGGCGGUGCAGGUGCAGGUGCGGGAUCGCGCCGCUCCAUCCGCCAGGUGCGGACGCCGCUGGGGUCGGCUCCGCACGCCAUGGAGCGCGAUCGGGGCCCGCGGGGCGGAGGAGGAGGAGGCGGCGGAGGAGGAGGAGGAGGGGGCAACUCGGCCGUGGAUCUCGGCUUCGGGGCCCUCAGCACCGCCCAGCUCCGAGCCUUGAUGCGCGACGAAACCUGGCUAGAGCGCAUCGUCAAGCUGAGCCGGAAGUUCCAGAACCUGCAGCUGGAGCGGGAGAUGCGCCUGGCCUCCAACUACACCUUGGCGAGGCAGAACCUGGCCAUGCAGCCGCGGCUGGAGAAUGGCAAGGCUUCCUUAGCCAUCAAGUACCAGGAGCUGCGGGAGCUGCGGGAGGCCUGCCGAGACAAGCAGCAGCGCUUGGGAGCGUGUAUGGCCAAAUGGACACCCGAAAAUGCCCUGAGUCGACUCCAAGCUGAACUGGAUGGAGUAGAAAUCAGAGUCGAGGAACAAAUGGAGCGCUUCCUGUGCUGGGAGCUGCCCAUCGAGAGCUUCGUGGAGACCUUCCAGCACAGCCGCAUGCUCUCCCACCUCCGCCGCACCCAGCUGGAGAAGCUACAGGAGAUGCUGAAGCUGGAGAAGGAGAAGACUCCGGGGGAGAAGCCCAGUCCCGGCAGCGAGGAUACCCCUGCCAUCUCCCCGGCAGCCCCUCCCAUGGCCCCAAUCCCCCCGUCCACUUUGGCUCUGGCACAGAGUGGGGCCAAGCUCUUCCAGCUCCGCUUGGCACCAGCAUUUCUGAUCCCAUCGGAGGCUGUCCUGCCUAUCCCAGUGGCAGCCGGUGGCCCCCAGAAGUGCUGCCUGCCUUCCCUAACCACCUCUGCCACGCAUCCAGCCGCCGGCGCCCCCUUCGGCUUAAUUGGACACAUCCACUUGCCGCAAGCCCACCUGCCCCACCAGACCAAGAAGAAGGAGCCGCCCCACCGGUAGCCUGACGGGAUGCGACAGUUGUACCGAACAUGGGACGUUUUGGGUCGGGAUCCGAGGUGCGGAGCCCUGGACCCGAUGACGGGUCGGAACCCCAGACGGCUCCGGACCCUUUGUUUCCUCUUUCUGGCGCCAAAUCUGAUUUGGACUCCCCUUUGUCUCCAACACUCCCCAAAUAGGCAGCUGUUUGGACGACUGUGGGAUCGGGACGGGAGACGUCCCUGUUUUGAGCGAUGCUUGAGUGCCAUCUUUCUGUCCUUUUCCCCCUGCCACUUCCUUCUUUCGUGGGGGUUCAUUAUUAACGUUGAUCCGGAGAACGAAGACCACCAAGCUGCCAAUCCGGGAGACGAUCCGCAAUCCAUCCCACAUCCGAGGGGCGUGUGAAUGGGGGCGUGAGUGCGAGGUUGCUCAGAACAGAAAGGGACAAGUGGGCAGAGAGGAGGACCGGAAGGAAGGGCACGGCGGGGCAUGGUUGGCGUCUCCGUCCCUCUUCCUUGCUAUUCGGUGUUUCUGUUGAAAGUGGAAAGGGGUGUUUUAUGGGGGCGGGGGUCUCUUUUUCGGGGUGGGUCGGGUUCCAAAAUUGUGAAGCACAGGGUAGAGUUAUUUCAAGUUCUGCAACGGCGACAGAACAGAGUUUGUAACCAGCACAGGGACACGGUCUCCACAGGGUAUCCGGAGCGGGAGAGGUCGCAAAUGCCCCAUUUUCCUUGCCUCUACAAAUGCAAACAACUUUUUGGUCCACGGUUCGAACUGCAAAGUUUCAAACAGCCACGACUCUCAUCGGUUUAGAAUUCGAAACUCAAGAAAUGCAAUUUUUUCCAACCGUUUUAUACAUUUCCCUCCCUUUUCCAUGAAGACAAAGAAGGCAUCUUCUCCUACCACCAAACCCCUCCGUUUCCGAAAUGCAUUAGACUCUCAGUUAAAUGGAACUCUCAAGCAACCGGCAAAAAAAAUCAAAUAAAUAGUCCUCUAAAUAAAAAGAAUUAAAAUAGUAUUACUCAGGCCCAUUUGAUUGAAACUUACACAAUCAGAACCGACAUUUAUCUGGAAUCUAUCCAUAUUAGGUUAACUGAGAGUCUAUUGUAAAUCUAGAAGUGGAAUAUGAAUAUCAAGUCUAGUAUAGGAUAAAGUAUUAGUUAGGGUUCUUUUGUAAUAGGAACUCUCGAGCAACCUGGAACGACAUUUAGCCAGAAAGUGGAUUAACUGAGAGUCUAUUGGGAAUCUCAAGGGGGAAUUUGCAGCGUUUUCUUGGCCGGAAAUUGAGAAUUUGGACGGAGGGAAGCCCAGGGAGGGUAUACGGGACCCA